UGGCAGUUAGGUGUCGUUGGUUUGUAUGUUAGAUGGAAGAGAGAAAAAAACACUGAGUACAAUCACGAUUGUAGUGGUGUCGUUAUCUUGAGAGAUAGUGUGUAGGCAGUUAUCUAAAAAAAACUUAUUCUUAAAAUAAGAAUUAGUAAUGGAUGAAGGCACAACUUUUAAACCAUCAGCCGACAAUCUGGAUGAUCCUCCAAACAGCAGGCUGUUCUUGGUGCUCAGUAAAUCUACCACGGAGGAGGUGAUCCGCAAACAUUUUUCUCAUUUUGGUGAAAUUCAGGAUAUAUGGGUGGUAAAAGAUAAACAAACCAAGGAAUCCAAAGGAGUCGCGUUUGUCAAAUUUGCAAGAUCUUCUCAGGCUUGCAAAGCGAUGGAAGACAUGCAUGGCAAAUGCUUAACGGACAAUACAAAACCAAUCAAAGUGUUUAUUGCCCAGUCAAGAUCUUCUGGAAGCCACAGGGAUGUGGAAGAUGAAGAGCUAACAAGGAUUUUUGUUAUGAUACCAAAGUCGUUUUCAGAGGAUGAUCUGAGAGAGAAAUUUAAGGUAUAUGGAGACAUAGAGUACUGCAGCAUCAUUAAGAACAAGAACACUGGAGAGAGUAAAGGCUUGGGUUACGUGAGAUUCCUUAAGCCAUCUCAAGCUGCUCUGGCCAUUGAGAACUGUGAGCGAAGCUAUAAAGCAAUCUUGGCUGAACCCAAAAACAGGUAUUCUACCACUUCAGAGAAUGACUAUGUGAGUAAUUCUAGACCAGAGCCAGUGACACUUGAGCCUCCAAUGAAUUCUAAUGUGUUUCCAUUUGAUUUCUACAGUCUCAUUAAGAAUGAACAGAGAGGGCAUGAGGGUAUUUCCAGAUGUCUGUCUGUAACUUCGCAAGUGACUUUGUCACAAGAACAGUUGUUUAGUCUGUUUGAUAUUGUUCCCGGGUUGGAGUUUUGUGAGAUUCAGAGAGACCCAUAUUCUGGCUACAGCAAAGGUCUUGGGUUAGUGCGUUACAGUAAUGUAGCAUCAGCAGUUUACGCAAGGGAAAAGCUUAGUGGGUUUGAAUAUCCUCCUGGAAAUCGAUUAAUAGUCCGGUACUUGGAAGAUGUGAGUGACAGAUCUGAUCCAAUAGGAAGAAUGGCUUUGCAACUUGUAGCAACCCAGAUGAUGUCAUCUGUAUGGGGGAGCCCUAUGAAUCACAGCACACUAAACAGUUCUCACAGUUUUGUAAGCUGCACUUCACCACCGUCACGAAUACAAACAGAUCUAUCUCUUCCACCACUUCAGAGUAUGGCCUUGCCAGAUAGUAGGGUGAAAGAAAGAUUAUUUUUGGUAUUUAAUCCUGCACCUUUGCCAUUGGACAUACUGGAGGAUGUCUUCUGUCGUUUUGGCCAUCUAAUAGAAGUAUAUCUUGUGCCUGGACGAAAUAUAGGCUACGCUAAAUAUGCGGAUAGGACCAGCGCUAACAAUGCCAUGGGAACCUUACAUGGGAAGAUUGUUAAUGGAGUCAGAAUUAAAGUGAUGCCGGCAGACUCCCCAAAGGAAGAGUCUCACAAAAGACAGAGAACACACUAGGAAUGAACAUAGUUGAUUAGCAACCUUUCUCUGUGGCGUGAGAGGCAUUCUGGGUAGAGCAUCAUCAGACCUGGCUAGCAUCCAGUUCAUUGUGCAGGAGUGGGACAGCGGAUGUAAUAUUGAAUACACAAAAGAAACACAAAACUGAUUGCAUCAGCUGCUAACCUUUUUUAGAACCACAAGGAGUCUUACCUUAUUUUGAAAGAGUAAUUCUGAGAGCAGUGAAAUCUGUGUUACUGAUGACAUCUUGACAACAACGAUGAUGGUGCAACAGAGUUCCAGUACUGCUUCUUUAAAGAGCUGCUGUGUGCCAUAAUGUAUACUUUCAAGUUUAGUGAAAAGUAUGCAAGUUUGGUAUCACAUUUUAGUAAUGUAAUUAUAUUUGUAUUGGAUGUUUGAAAAUGUGUGCAUAUUCCACUGACAUCGCUCUACUUUGGCUCCGGUAUGUAUUGACAGGGUCAGUAAAAACUGAUGCAACAAAUAAAAGUUGUGUGAGCAAAGAAGAGAGCACAGUGUGCCUUGCAUACAUCAGUGAAAUCUGCUGCAUUCUCUACGAUAUUUGCUAGAGGAAACUUAGCAGAAUGUGAAGAAAAUUGCAAAUUAGUAAAAAGCUGAAACAUUUGAUGCAGAGGUAUUGUACUGAGCAUUUAUUACAGUAAAUACAUUUUCUUUUAUCAGACAUCCAGAUGCCCGCAAAGGUACAAAAAGUGCUAUAUAAGAAAUGUAUUUAAUGUGCUAUAUAACCAGAUUUUGAAAUAUUGUAUGGACUGUUUGUCCAUUCUCCCUUUAAAGGUAGAAUUCCAUCAGUGGAAAUGUAGAUUUAAAAAUUAUUUUUCCCCUUUUAAAUAUGACAUGUUUGAGGUAACAUGAAUGGAAACUUGUUUUUAGGAGAAGUAACAGAAUUUUGUGGUUUUCAGAGUUUGGACCUCAUCCAAGAGGUAAAGUAUGGAACACUUCUUUCUGAUCACUUUCAUGCCAUUAAGGAUACAUUAGUAUGCUUUUCCUCCAUUUGUGCAUGUUCUGUUAAUGCCACCAUUCUUAAGUCUUUCUUAAAUGUUGCCACUUUAUUGUAUGAAUCACUAAAUAUUUAUUAUUACAGAAAAGCUAACAAAGUUUGAAACUUCAACCAAACUGCAUGUUAGAACAUAAUUUCCUCUGACUGUACCUGCCCUGUGGAGUAACUGUUUUAAAUACCUGCUUGCAUGGAGAAUUAGAACUGAAUCCCCUGAUGUACCUUACACUUCACUUUUAAAUGUAACGCUCAUCGGUAAAUCAGCUGCUGCUCCUGAUAAUGCAGGAUGCUGGUAAUGUCACCUCCUAAGUGCCUGGAACGUACGUUGCGUGUAUCAUUUGCAUGGUGCCAUUUUCACAGACACUGCUUGUGAUAGCAAUCUAUAGACUUGUGUAUGGCAUAUUAGAAAUAACUAGCAUUGUACAGAGCAACUGUACUACAGAAAGUGAAACUCCUUUUCUGCAACCUCACAUUUCUUCGUACUCUUUUUACUAGCUUACCCAGAGGAAAAAAAUGUUCCUUUUUUUCCUCAUGUAUGCUGUA
Messenger RNA from Protopterus annectens (West African lungfish), 3116 nucleotides. It is a transcript of the gene RBM45, whose product is annotated as RNA binding motif protein 45. Bases 149 to 1561 code for a protein of 470 amino acids. Gene Ontology annotation, molecular function: RNA binding. The record is from RefSeq and is a predicted model, not a curated record. Lineage: Eukaryota; Metazoa; Chordata; Ceratodontiformes; Protopteridae. The transcript is spliced from 10 exons.